AUGACGGUAGCUUUGUGCUCGUGGCCGCAGCUGAAGGAGCUGUAUGAGACGUCGGUGGAGCUCAACAAGGGCAGGCUGAUUGUCCACGGCGUCGUUGCGAAGGCCGAUAGGCGGACGCGCAACAACAGGGUGUAUCCAAAGGCUAUUCUGCAGCGUGAAGUGCAGCAGUACAAGCAAACCCACAUCAACAACCAGACGGCUGUUGGAGAGUUGGACCAUCCUGACUAUUCUUCCCCUUACUUUAAACUCAUCACCCUCGCGAACAUAAGCCACCAGGUUCUGAGUGUCAAAUGGAAAGGCCACCAACUGUGGGGGACAGUCCAAGUCCUUGACACACCCAGCGGACUGCUUCUGAGAUAUCUCUAUUCUCAAGGAUUUAAGCUUGGAUUGUCCUUGAGGGGCUGGUCGACAGUACGCCAGGAUCCCAGGAGCAACUGUGGGGUAAUCGACAGCGACUUUCAGCUAAUAACGUUUGAUUUUGUUGCAGUCCCAUCCAUCUCCCAGGCGUAUGUGGUCCCUAUCCAGCAGCGCCACCAUGGGAAGGUGCCAGAUCAGAGUGCGAUUGUGCAGUUGGCAUCACUGCGCCUUGGAGCGUUGAACAUGGCCAAGUUUGCUGAUAUGCCAGCAGCCCACAAUGUCCUUGGCUGUGCAUUUGCAAAGUGGAUCAGGACAGAUGCGUUCCUUGAGGGAGUGCUGUCCCACCAUGGCCUGAGCGAUGCGUCGGGUGUGAAUGUGCUGGUCCCGUCACAGCACAGACUCCUGCAGAACACAUCAGCAUGGCUGCCUUCUGGAUGUGCUUUGUUGCAUGGCAGCUACAUCUCUCAUCAAGACUUGGUUGGCCGCAACCUCCUGUCAAACACAUCAGGAAUAAGAGACUUAUGGCAACAUAUGGCAAACUUCAUCGUGCGGGCAACGAGGAACAAUCUUACCCCCGAAGAGAGAGCAGUGGAGAGUUGUGCACCUAGGGAAGCAGACCUUGACAGUGCAUCUCUGGAUGCUUCACAUAUUCACUUCAAUGGGCCUGCAGCGAGUCUGCGCAAGGUAGCCGCGGUGCAAGUGGUUCCAUCUGCGCCAAAAGUGCAAAAUAUCAGGAUCGAGAAUUGUCUCGAAGAAAGUGCCAUCACUGCAGCAGCACAUGCUGGAGACUCAAACACAGAGAGCGAAUCUGUCGCCACUGAAGGUCUGCUGGAUUGUGGCCUGCCUGAGGCAGCAGGAGCGGAGGCUGGGUCUGGAUCCGCAGCAGCCAGGAAAGUGCCAGCAGCAGGCAGGGCAGUGAUCGUUGCUGUCAAGACGCCCAUGACCAGCAUGAAUGAGUUGCCACACAGACAGUCUCCAACCAAAAUUUGGCAGCUCUGCCGCUCUACGGAGAGCGCGACGUGUGCCGGCUCAACUGCCAAACUGAAUGGGUCCGAUUGGCUUGGUGCAGCACCUGCAUACUCAGGGAGUAGCGGAAGCCCCCCGCAGUGUGCUUCAGCCUGA
Ostreobium quekettii is the source of this 1479-nucleotide messenger RNA. The record is from the annotation of a GenBank genome assembly. Lineage: Eukaryota; Viridiplantae; Chlorophyta; Ulvophyceae; Bryopsidales; Ostreobiaceae.